Molecule: messenger RNA, 1622 nt
Organism: Opisthorchis viverrini
Lineage: Eukaryota; Metazoa; Platyhelminthes; Trematoda; Opisthorchiida; Opisthorchiidae
Exons: 13
Cellular component (GO): cytoplasm
Source: RefSeq, a predicted model, not a curated record
AUGAUUUCAGAUGAUAUUCCCGAUUUGGUUGGACUCGAUGACGAACCCCCCACAAAAAAGGUUCCGGUAACAAUCCUUACUGGCUUUCUUGGUGCAAUGAUUUCAGAUGAUAUUCCCGAUUUGGUUGGACUCGAUGACGAACCCCCCACAAAAAAGGUUCCGGUAACAAUCCUUACUGGCUUUCUUGGUGCAGGAAAGACGACCUUGCUGAAUUACAUUCUCACUCGGUCACAUGGAAAGCGUAUAGCGGUAAUUCUGAAUGACUUCGGUGAAGGGUCAGCCCUUGAGUCAAGCGUUGCAGUCAAACAACAGACAGGCGACAUGUUUGAAGAAUGGCUUGAACUCCGAAAUGGAUGCCUCUGCUGUUCUCUAAAAGACCCCGGUGUGAAGGCGAUUGAAAACCUGAUGAAACGUCGAGGGGACUUUGAUUACGUGCUGAUCGAAACAACUGGUCUGGCGGACCCAGGCCCUAUUGCUUCUAUCUUUUGGCUUGACGAGAGUCUCUGCAGUAAACUCUUCCUGGACGGAAUAGUCACUGUUUUGGACGGGAAAUAUUGCCUCUCCCAAAUGACAAGCGAUACUACUGGUCAAGUGAACGAUUGCGAAAGGCAGAUAGCACUGGCAGAUGUUUUGAUCCUGAACAAGGUGGAUUUGAUUUCCGAUCACCACAGGAAUAAGGUGCUCGAUCGGGUGCGAACAAUCAAUUCAGCAGCUCGACUACUGCAAACAACCUACUCACAAGUGAACUUGGAUGAUAUCCUCGACCUCAAUAUAUAUUCUGCAACUCCGAAACCAGGAAAUUUCGAAGUUCAAAAGAUUGAAAACGGUUCGCAUUUGGAUCAGAGAAUAUCCACAGUUACGAUUGAACUCAGUGAGAAGGUACUACGACGUCUGUUUGAGGGCUUCGUCGAAUCCUUGCUUUGGGAAAAGCGAAUUUCUUCCGGAAAUGGUGAACCUAUUGUGGUUAUGCGGCUUAAGGGUUUCGUCCGCUUUGCUGGUGAUGAACACGUUUACAUACUACAGGGAGUCAAUGAACUGUAUGACUUAAAUCCGGUGCCUCCAGAGCACACAACUUCCUUUCCUCCCGUUGGACUUCGCCUAGUAUUCAUUGGUAAUGUUCUCAUACUUGCGAAGCGGAUCUGCCGCUCAACAGUGUUUGAAAGGCUAGCUUCCGUAUAUUUAUUUUGUGCGGAACCGAAUGUGGUGAUUAUAUACUCGUCUACACUGGAAACUGACAACAAAAACGCCAUUGACAUCGAUUGCCAGCCGUAUGUUGCAGCAUCCCCAACUGGCUACCGUGGAGAUCGCGUGGUCACCAUCCUGGAGGCUUCGAAAACUGACCUCUGUCACACCACAGUCGAAGUUGGUACAACUUUCAAUAUACGUAAAACGCUCCACAACUUCGAGUGCCUCUUCUGGGUUGUAAGCGGUGAGUUCAGUUACUGUAUUUGUGCGAGCAUGAAUUUUCACUCUGCGGGUGCACAGCACACGCAACAGGACAGGUUGCCUUUUGUCAGGUCAUCCAAAAGCCUCCGCCCCUUCUCCUUUUUGGAGAGGAGAUAUCGUCUGCAUAUUCCAGCUCAGCAGAUAUUUGAACACCGGGGAUGUGAAUACCCUCCAGC